CCUACACAUAUAAUUCUAAUAAGUAUAGAGUAUAGAGGAGUAUAGUUUAGUAGAAUGAUAAGUAGAAGUAUUCGAGGGACAGUUUCAAGACUUAAGCCUAACCCUCGGAUCAUUCCGAAACGUCAUUAUACAGUAGAAGUACAAACUAUUGUAACUACUAUGACAGAAACAAUGCAAUCAUUACAUUCUACAACUGGGUUACCAUGGUGGAUACUUAUACCAAUAACAACAUUUACUCUUAGAAGUAUAUGGACUAUGCCAUUAGCAGUUUUACAAAGAAAACGAAUAAGGAAACAAGCGGAAUUAAGACCUAUAAUUAGUGCCAUGAAUCCCGUAUUAAGAUUAAAUUUAGCAAGAAAUACUCAAAUGGCUAAAGAUAAAGCAACUAAAAUUACUGAUGAAAGUGAAGCAUUAUUAGCAAGUCAAGCUCCUCUAGUAAAUAUGGGUUAUGAACAAAUAUUAGUUCUUGCCAGUAAAGAAACUAGAAAAAGACAAAAGAAAUUAUUUAAAGACAAUGGAGUUCAAUUAUGGAAAAAUUUCAUAUUACCAGCAUUUCAAAUGCCAUUAUGGAUAUCUAUGUCAGUUUGUAUGAGAGAUUUAAGUGGUUGGACUACUUGGAGUAGUUUAUCUAAUAAACCAUUAGAUUCUGAUUUAUAUAAUGAAGGAAUUUUAUGGUUUAGUGAUCUAACAACUUGUGAUCCAUUUCAUGCAUUUCCAUUAGCUUUAGGAAUUAUAGCACUUUGUAAUGUUGAAUGGACAUUUAAAACAUUUGAUUUAUUAAGAUCUGGUCAAAGAAAAUCUCUUAGACCAACUAUAACUGAUGCUAUUGCAAAUAUAUCUAGAAUGGCAGUUGUAUUUUUAAUGUCAAUUUCUUUACAUGCACCAACGGCUCUUACAUUAUACUGGUUUAGUUCUCAAGCAUAUUCAUUAAUUCAAAAUAUUAUAUUAGAUUUAACACUUCCAGUAAGUUUUACUCCUAAUAAAAGAUUUAAUCAUUCUAUACAAUCAAAUCCUGAAUCAAUUGGAGUAAUUAAUGAUAAGAAAUUAGGGACAGAUAAACCAUAAUUUAUAUUCUAUUAAUAUAAUGUAUAUAGAUUAAAUAGAUUAAAUCCUAUAAAUAAACAUACCAUGUAUAUAAU
Molecule: messenger RNA, 1139 nt
Organism: Scheffersomyces amazonensis
Lineage: Eukaryota; Fungi; Ascomycota; Pichiomycetes; Serinales; Debaryomycetaceae
Product: membrane insertase
Exons: 1
Coding region: 55-1065 (336 amino acids)
Biological process (GO): protein insertion into mitochondrial inner membrane from matrix; mitochondrial respiratory chain complex IV assembly
Cellular component (GO): mitochondrial inner membrane
Molecular function (GO): membrane insertase activity
Source: RefSeq, a predicted model, not a curated record